This is a messenger RNA of Clupea harengus (Atlantic herring), 4070 nucleotides long. It is a transcript of the gene dbpb, whose product is annotated as D-box binding PAR bZIP transcription factor b. The record is from RefSeq and is a predicted model, not a curated record. Gene Ontology annotation, molecular function: DNA-binding transcription factor activity, RNA polymerase II-specific; RNA polymerase II cis-regulatory region sequence-specific DNA binding. NCBI's taxonomy places the organism in Eukaryota, Metazoa, Chordata, Actinopteri, Clupeiformes, Clupeidae. Gene Ontology annotation, cellular component: nucleus. Gene Ontology annotation, biological process: regulation of transcription by RNA polymerase II.
CUGUGACGUCACGUGUAUUGCCCGUGUUCGUUCCAGCUGAGCGGAGUGCUCUCGGCGGCUAGAGCGCAAGCCGUGCCUCAACACUCAGAGAAAACUAAGGAGAGAGGGGGCCACAGAAAAAAACGACAGAGGGACUGUAUGGGAAAAAAGAGAAAGCAAAUAUCAGCCAACCAAUUGCACUGCGUCGCUGCAACCGCCUCGGUUACUCUUUGUUGUCAUUUGUCAUUUCUGCUGGACAUAGUUUUCUUUCCUUUCCUACUCCACGGUCUUGCGUUAAAUGUUGUUUUUCUAGUGCUUACAUUUUCAAAUAUUUGAAUAAUUCACUGGCGCAGCGUUAAUCUAAUUCUGUAUCCGACUUUGGCGCUGUCAUUCGAGUUGGAAAUGGACCACCUUUCUCAGUUUUUUUAAAUUUCUGUUUGGAACUGGUGAUCGGAAUAAUCCAACGCGGUCGGAUAACUAUUGGAAUAUAUUCACGUCGUAUGGAACUAUCUCCACUAUUUUUAACAUGAAGAGUCAGUCUGGUGUCUGAAAUCUUCAUUCAUCAUAAAGUUCUGAACACGUCACUCAUCUCGACUCGGCACCCUCAAGCGAUCCCGGGAGAUUACAACUCUAGACGGUGAUGUCCAGGCCGAUUUCGCAGCUUCUUCCUCCGGACCUUCACCACGCCGGAGCCAGUCCUCAGUUUGGAAAUUCCAAUCAGUCUUCAUACCCUCUCAGUGGCGGCCACUUGAAUCCUGCGGCCAACUUGAAGUCCCUCCUGCAGCUGCCAAUGAAGGGUGACCAACAACGAAGCAAAGACACUGAAAUGAAAGACAAAAAAACCAUUCUGGAUCUGGAUGAGGACUCGACGGGCCGCCACUCCAUGCGCAGUAGCAGCAGCAGCAGUGGAGGGAGCAGCAGCAGCAACAACAACAGCGGCGGCGAGGGCAACAACAGCAACAGCAGCAGCGGCAGCGGCAGCUUCUCCAACUCGACCUUCACGGGCCCGAUGAUGUGGGAGCGGACGCUACCCGUCGAUGGCGGACUCUUCCAGCUGCAGUACAUGGACCUGGAGGAGUUCCUGACCGAGAACGGCAUGGGCCAAAUGCACUCCACCUCCGGCUGCUCCAGCGCGGCACAGGUGCCCUCCCACAGCUCCCAGUCCGCCGUGCCCAACCAGAGCUCCCAGUGCCCCACCACCUCCCCGCUGCCCUGCUCUUCCGCCUCUUCUUCCUGCUCGUCCUCCUCGGCCUCCUCAUCGCCCACGCUGAUAGGGCUUGAAGUGCAGGCGCCACCAAACUUAAUGGGAGUCCCUGACUGUUUGCACGGAGGUCAUACAGCUGCCUUGGACCCCAAUCAGUCCCCCUCUCCUACCUCCUGUGCUCCAAUGGACACUCCACCAGAAACCGACGGCGACAGCGAAAUGGGCGAUAUGAGUGAAAUGGGCAACUAUGACACAGAGGCUUCUGACCUGGCAUUGUCCACUGUCCCUGGCCAGGAAUCGUUUGACCCACGGGGGCACCGUUUCAAUGACGACGAGUUAAAGCCACAGCCCAUGAUCAAGAAGGCACGCAAGAUGAUGGUGCCAGAGGACCUGAAGGUUAGCACAGCAGCAGAUCUGUCACAUCUACAAUGCAGAGAGAAAGAUGAUAAGUAUUGGUCCCGCCGCCAUAAGAACAAUGAGGCAGCCAAGCGCUCCCGUGAUGCACGACGGUUGAAGGAGAACCAGAUCUCCGUGCGCGCUUCCUUUCUGGAGCGCGAGAACGCUGCACUGCGACAGGAAGUGGCCGAUAUGCGCAAGGAGCUCGGCCGCUGCCGCAACCUCCUCAACAAGUACGAGAGUCGCCAUGGGGAUCAAUGAGGACCCGGAGGAGGAGGAUGAAGAGCAGCCAUGAAGCUCUCUGAAUGAAUGUUCUAGAGGAUGGGAGACAGAAAAGACACUGGUUGAACUGGGAGAUGGAAAAAUGGAGAAAGACUAGAUGGAAUAGACAAAGAAUGCAGAAGAUGUUCAGGGAGGGAGAGAUGAGGAGAAAUGAAGAUAGUUUUUAUCCGUGGAGAGAAGAGAUCUAAAGAAAGAUAUGUUGAGAAACUAAACAGCAGGUGUAUCUGUUUUUUUCUGCAGUGUGAUUUUAGACUGUUGAGAAAUGAAUUUUGGUAUUGGAGAGAUCUGUAUAUUUUUAUAUGAUAGAUAUAAAAGAUAGGGGAUGAAGCUAAUUUUGGAAAUAAUUUUUGUAUAUUUGUAUAUUUUUGUAUAUUUUUAUAUUUGUUAGAUGGAGAAAGAUAUGGAUUUUUAAAGAUCUGUGUAUAAUAGAAUAAUGGUAUAUUAGCAAUGGUCAGCACUUAAGAGGAAGCACAGUCGUGUGACCUCAAAGAAGAGGUGGGGUCUGGAGUGGAACAGGAGGAACGUCAUUACAUCAGAUGGGGAAAGACUGUAAAAUAUGAAACAGACACAUUACUUUAAAAUUGUAUAGUUCCAUUCAUUUAUUCUCAGAAUCCCUAAAGUCUUUGUUAUGUAUCUCUGGAUGAGCUUUUCAUUUGCCUCAGUGGUAAGAAGGAUAGAGGAAAGAGAAAUACAGAGAGAGAGAGAGAGAGAGGUGAAGAAACAGACAUAGCUGAACAGAUACACCACAGCUGUUUUCAUCUUUUGUUUCAUCUUGUGGAGAAGAUUACUCCCUUUUGUAUGAUGACUGUUGUCUUAGUUUCGUCUUUUUGGGGUAUUUGUGGGGUCCCGGCGAAACAGAUGAGUUUUACAUAUGAUGAAUGGGCGUAUUGAUGUUAUUUAAGUCUCUCGUCUUUUCGGUUUCUCAUUCUGUCUCCUUCAACCUCUCCCUCUCUUGCCCUUUCUGGAGUGUAAUUCCAAUCCAAGGUGUCAGAAGUAGUGAACUCUCUCUAGUCAGUACUGUAUUCUCUUCUUUAUUUGGUUGAUGGGAUCUAGAGGAGCAUUGUGAUCCUCUGAACAUCACGUCCAUCCUUAACUAGAUUACACACACACAAACCCACUAGAUACUCACAAUUACCCUUGAGCAACAUUCACCAGAAUUUUACAUUCACUAGUUUUGUUUGAAUUAGUUUGGAAGGAUUGUUGGCUAUACGUAAUACAUUGCUCUCUCUAUACCAAAAUUAGCUGUCUUUGUGUGUUUCUAAUAUGCAGAUAUAUUUUGUGAAUUGGGACUUUGCUAUCACAACAGUGAGUCUUUAAUUAAGCCUAUUUUAUUUAAAAAUGAAAUCCAGAGUUUAUUCUUCAGGGCAGCAUCUUUACUAUACACAAAAAUGAACUUCAGGUGGACAUGUUAUGAUAUUGAAGCAAACUAUCAUCUACUUCGCUUGCAAAUAUGGUGUAAAAAAGAUUUAUAAAUGUGAUGGGUGGAAUCUUCCAUUUCAGUCUGUAUGUGUUCAUCUCCUCAAUGACCAGUUUUUAAAGUAAUUACUGUUACUAUUAAUUAUUAUUGUUAAACUUAUAAUCUGUUACUGUUAUCACUUAAAAUGAUUGUUUUGCUCACUAUCUCUUUCUUUGAAACUUUCCUGAAAAAAAGAGAGAUUGCAGUUCCCCUACUGUCUCAGAGUUUUAUGUCAUAUCCUGUUUAUAACAGCAGCCCUUCACAUACUUUUGCCAGUUCUGUGGAGACCCUCCGACAGAGUCUUCAGAUACCCUUGUGGAUUUGUCACCUCCGUGAAAUGUGUUUGAGAAUCACAGACUCUCUCAACCCUCCCGGACACAGCCUGGGUUCACCCUGGACUUCACCCUCUCCCUUGGGUGUGGAAAUGGGUAGAUGUAUGCCUGGAUAUUGAGAACGAACUCUCAUUAGACUGAUAGUUUGCAUCUAUUCAAGCACACCACAAUUUUUUUCUUUUUCAUUUGUUGUUUGCAGCCUAUGUUCCAAUCAGUGGCGCUAUGCUAUCCCAACUGGAUUGUGGGUAAUGUUGUCCCUGUUUUCCCCCUCCGAAUGUGGAUGAUUAUGUACAUCUCUAAUUGUGUCUCUUAUCUGAACUGCAACUACUGAACUGCAUCAGUGGCGACCACUGUUCCUAGCCAAGGAGUGUUGUAGUCAGAAUGUCAGAGAACACAAAAUAAAAGAAAUGUUCUUACUCAA